Messenger RNA from Closterium sp. Yama58-4, 252 nucleotides. NCBI's taxonomy places the organism in Eukaryota, Viridiplantae, Streptophyta, Zygnematophyceae, Desmidiales, Closteriaceae. The record is from the annotation of a GenBank genome assembly.
AUGUGCCAUCAAUGCCAGCGCAAUGCCAAGGAUUCCAUCACUGUCUGCAGCAAGGUGGUCACCCACCGCUUCUGCGGCACCUGCAUCAGCAACUGGCACCCGUUCCACACACCAGAGGAGAUCAAGGCCAACUGCCCCAAGUGCCUUGGCGCCUACAACUGCAAGGCUUGCUUGCGCACCUGCAUGCCCCUUCUUUUUGUAAACCCUACUCACGCUUCUCGCUCUCUCCUCUCAGCAUCCGUCCUCUUAUAA